Molecule: messenger RNA, 255 nt
Organism: Neoarthrinium moseri
Lineage: Eukaryota; Fungi; Ascomycota; Sordariomycetes; Amphisphaeriales; Apiosporaceae
Exons: 2
Coding region: 1-255 (84 amino acids)
Source: RefSeq, a predicted model, not a curated record
AUGUACCAUAGUACCGUAACCCUCUCCAGCGCCUGGACUCCUAUGGAUGUGAAGAUCACAGCACCCAAAGGUGAAAAGAUCUUCAGAAUCUAUGCGGCUCUCAGGAUCGUUAUUUCCUCUACGGGAAGGCAGCCCAGCGAGGCCAGCACUUUGAUACGAUGGACUGAGAUGGGCAACGUUGCAACCUGGCAGGGUGUCAGAACGGCUCUGCUCGUUCGGCGCGAAUUAGAGUUACGGAGCACUCGGGUUGGUUAG